GACUGGUUCAGAAAAUCCCGCGACCCGGUACGUCACUUCCGCCACUGUUCAUACAUUGUUUGAAACGUGUUUCAAACGUUUUUGUUUUACAAAACUAUUUGAUCCGACCAAAUAAACAUGAGCAAAGCACACCCGCCAGAGCUGAAGAAGUUUAUGGACAAGAAGCUUUCACUGAAGCUCAACGGUGGCCGUCACGUUCAGGGCAUCUUGCGUGGUUUUGACCCCUUCAUGAAUCUGGUCGUUGAUGACUGUAUAGAAAUGGCUCCUGGAGGACAAAUGAACACCAUUGGGAUGGUGGUGAUCAGAGGAAACAGUAUAAUCAUGUUGGAGGCUCUUGAACGAGUAUGAGGAUGUCGUCCACUUUCUUUCCCUGCUUUUUUUUUUUCUUUUUUUGUACCCAGCAAAUAUAGAAAAGGCCAUUUUCUCAUGUCUUUUUACAACAAAGGCUUAAUAUUAACUCUGAAAUCUUCGAUUGUGUUUAAAUAUUGUUUUAUAAACACCUUCCUUUUAUUUUUAUGUACCUUCCUAUGUCUGUAGAAAUUUGUGUACACGAUUCAUACAUUUUUGUGAAUAAAUGGACUACGGUGUGAUUAA
Messenger RNA from Puntigrus tetrazona (Sumatra barb), 594 nucleotides. It is a transcript of the gene snrpg, whose product is annotated as small nuclear ribonucleoprotein polypeptide G. Gene Ontology annotation, biological process: mRNA splicing, via spliceosome; spliceosomal snRNP assembly. Gene Ontology annotation, molecular function: RNA binding. The coding region runs from base 118 to 348 and encodes 76 amino acids. The record is from RefSeq and is a predicted model, not a curated record. The transcript is spliced from 4 exons. Gene Ontology annotation, cellular component: U4 snRNP; catalytic step 2 spliceosome; precatalytic spliceosome. NCBI's taxonomy places the organism in Eukaryota, Metazoa, Chordata, Actinopteri, Cypriniformes, Cyprinidae.